Oryza brachyantha (malo sina) is the source of this 1392-nucleotide messenger RNA. RefSeq names its product protein PTST, chloroplastic-like. The record is from RefSeq and is a predicted model, not a curated record. Lineage: Eukaryota; Viridiplantae; Streptophyta; Magnoliopsida; Poales; Poaceae. The transcript has 9 exons. The coding region runs from base 192 to 1115 and encodes 307 amino acids.
GCCGCGAGCGCUACAAGAGUACACGACGAGACGAGACAGAGGCCGAGCUGUUCAUCCUCUCCUCUCCUCAGCUCUUCUCCCACGAUCUCUCCUCCAACCUUCCGAGGUCUCCGCCGCUCCACCUCCGGGGCUCCGGCCUCGCGCCCGUCGGCACCGCCCGCUCCCGCAUUCGCCCCCGUGAGGAAAUAGCCAUGGAGUGUUUGACUACGAGUUUUGCAAGGAAUGCGGGAAGGGAGUGUAAUCUCUUAUGUCCGAGCGAAGUUCUGUCUGAAAAGCACAGGAUCCAGAGAAGGGUUCUAUGCUAUUUUCCAGCUUCCGCACACUCAAGCCAACGUCACAAGUUCACAACUAUGGCAUGCCCUGUUAGCCCAAUAGGUGGAAGACGUUCAAAUUGGAGAUCUUUUGCAGCAAGCCUGAAUUUAGAAGAUGGUCCUGCAUCCUCUGACUCAACAUCAUCCCCUUCAGAGCAAACUAGUGGUGCUGGCGAAGUUGCUUAUGGUGAUUCUUCUGAAGAACUGCUUUCUCGGAAGCUUAACUCUGACGAGCUGAAAACUCUUUUGGCUGAUUCAGAACGAUCUAAGCUUUUGAAAAAGCUUAGUGAAGCAAACCAAUACAACCGGUUCCUCAAGAGACAGUUGCAAAUGAAGGAUGAUGAUGUUGUAAAGUUCAAGAGUGAACUUGCCGUUUUGGAACUUGAACUGCAGGCUCUGGUUGGCCUAGCUGAAGAGAUUGCUAAUUUUGAUGUUCCAUCUGGGUCUAGGAAGAUAAAUGGAAAAUAUGUCCAGUCACAUCUUCUCACCAGAUUAGAAGCUGUUCAUGAUAAGGUUAUGGAACAAAUUAAGGACGUAGACUCUUUAAAGCCCCAAGAAAUUUCUGUCUACUGGGUUGGCAUGGCUGAGAAUGUACAAAUUAUGGGCUCCUUCGAUGGCUGGUCCCAGGGAGAGGCAAUGUCCAUGGAAUAUUCGGGUGACUAUGCAAGAUUCUCUGCAACUCUGAAUCUUAGACCUGGGAGGUAUGAGAUCAAGUUCUUGGUGGAUGGAGAGUGGAAGCUGUCACCAGAGUACCCAAUUAAUGGUGAAGGUUUAACGCAGAACAAUAUACUUGUUGUGAAUUAGUAGUAGAUAUCAGUUGGCUUUGUCGUAGUUGUAAAUUGUAGCCAUAAAAACUAGUGCAAGAUGUAACUGUACCCAAUUAGCAUGUAUGUGUGUCACAAAAAUUCACUUUACCAUGAAUGCAAGGCAUCAUUUGCCUGAUUGGAUGUACAUUUAGCUCAGAAUUCACACCAUCAGUCUGUGGAAAUUCUGCCAAAGUACCAAUUAUGAAAUGGUCCUACAUAAUAUAGAAUUGGAUUGGAUCUUUUAUGCUGCUGUAAGAGUAUCCCAUUUUUCUAAU